Plasmodium fragile is the source of this 432-nucleotide messenger RNA. RefSeq lists its product as uncharacterized. NCBI's taxonomy places the organism in Eukaryota, Apicomplexa, Aconoidasida, Haemosporida, Plasmodiidae. The record is from RefSeq and is a predicted model, not a curated record. The transcript has a single exon. The coding region runs from base 1 to 432 and encodes 143 amino acids.
AUGAAAGGCAAAAUUCGUGAUAGGCACAGGAACGAUCCAAAUAUGACAAACUCUUUUAACAUAAAAUGGAAUGAGGAUGUUUACUUAAAAUCGGAAAGAAGGCAUAAAUUAUGUACCUUGAAAGACUUGCAUUUCAAUGAAGAUUAUUUAAUUAAGCAGAAAAGGGAAAAGAAGAAAGCAGAUAUUGCUAUAAAAAAUAACGAACUAAUGUUGCCUAACCACUAUGACAAUUUGUUAAAAAAAAAAAACGAAUGUUUUGCUAUUCAAAAUGGGAACACCAUGAGGUAUGUUGUGAGGAAAAAUAACACACAUGGGUGUCUACCACUAAUCAAUAUGUCUUCAUUCUCCACUGAGGCCAAAAAAUAUGUCAUUUUGUAUUCAGAAAGGGAGAAAACAAGUUUUUCUCACAAAAGCGACAGAGUUUUUUCCUGA